CAAAUCGAUUGAAGUAACUACUAACUACUCUGUGUUCUUCUUGGCUCUAAGAUUAUCCCAUUUAGCGAGAUCAGAGAUGGCGGCACCGUUCACGUUGAGGAAGAUCGGAGUACCGCCGAACUCAGCGAACCUGACGGAAGCUCGACGCCGCGUGUUCGAUUUCUUCAGAGCUGCGUGUAGAUCGAUCCCCACCGUGAUGGACAUUUACAAUCUUCAAGACGUCGUCGCGCCUUCUCAGCUCCGCUUCGCAAUCUCUGCUCAGAUUCGUAAUAACGCUCACGUCACCGACCCUAAGGUGAUUGAUCUUCUCCUAUUCAAGGGAAUGGAAGAGCUGACUGACAUUGUCGAUCACGCAAAGCAGCGUCACCACAUCAUCGGUCAGUACGUGGUGGGUGAAGGGCUCGUGCAAAAUACUGGAAGCAAGGAUCAAGGAAAAUCUGAUUUUCUCAAGAAUUUCUAUACCAGCAACUACUUUUGAGAACUGGUGAUUGUUUUCCUCUUACUUGUUUUUUUGUUUUUUGUCAAGUCUCUUUCCAGUAUUGUAUUUUCGAACCUUAAGGAAGAUAGUCUUCUUCCUAAAAAAAAUAAUUAGACCUUUUCAUU
Messenger RNA from Raphanus sativus (radish), 603 nucleotides. Its product is annotated as NADH dehydrogenase [ubiquinone] 1 alpha subcomplex subunit 6. The transcript is spliced from 2 exons. Gene Ontology annotation, biological process: response to oxidative stress. The record is from RefSeq and is a predicted model, not a curated record. Lineage: Eukaryota; Viridiplantae; Streptophyta; Magnoliopsida; Brassicales; Brassicaceae. Bases 77 to 478 code for a protein of 133 amino acids.